GUUCAUUCUUAUUCUGCCCAUUUUUUGAACACUGGUAUUAUUCUAGGGUUCCAUUUUUGGCUUGCUGUUUUAUAUCAUUCUAUAUAAUUUCCCUUCAGUAGGUUUAUCCACUUUCCUAGUUUUUAACUACUGCCUGCUACCUGUAAUCUGAUGAGCCAAUUGUAUACAUUCCCCCUGAGCUGUAGACUAAUGUAUCCAAAUAUCUGCUGUAUAUCCAGCUUCUGGCAUCCCCACAUGUCCUUCAGGCUUGAGAUGGAUAAAACAGUGGAAAAAUUUUAAUAUAAAAUGGAACCAAAGGAUAUGAAGUGGAGAACCUCAUACAUGUGCCCUCAGAAAAAUGAAACUUAAAGACUGAGACUGAUUUCUCAUAAAUGCUUGAUUUAUAGAGGAUUGAACUUUAUCUUCUGACUGACGAGCAUCCACCAAGAAUCUCUCUCAUCUUCACACUUGCCGCUUGGCUCCUAGCUGGACUUUCUCCUUUUGUGCUCCUUGCCCAUAAAAGCAAACCAAGCUGAACCUUCAGCAGACUCUCCUAUAGCUUGCUGCAGUUGGCCUAUCCCAAGCUGCAAUUCAUCAACUAUUGCUCAAUAAACUUGAUUUUUGGUAACUCGAGGUUGUCUUAGUUUAUCUCUUUUCUCUUAGAUAGACAUUACAUGGUAUCGAAAGUGGGAUCUGAAGGAGGUGACCACCAAGGAAUACCAACGUCCAGAAAUAAAUUUUUACUACGCUUGGAUGCUACUCCUGACAUGGAGAAGAUCGAGGAACAAUUUGCUAAUCUGAGCAUUGUUAAACGUUCCUCGGAAACUAAAGAGCCUACUUAUUUGCUUGGUAUAGACACAUCAAAAGCUGUACAAGCAGAAAAAGAAAACUUGGUUGCUGUUUUAUGUUCUAAUGGAUCAAUCAGAAUAUAUGAUAAAGAAAGGUUAUAUGUACUACGAGAAUUUAGUGGAUAUCCUGGACUUCUGAGUGGAGUCCGAUUUGCAAGUUCUCAUGACAGUGUAUAUUCAUCAUGUAGCGAUGGCACCGUAAAGUGUUGGGAUGCUCGAUUAGCCAGUGAAAAACCUGUCCAGCUGUUCAAAGGUUACCCUUCCAAUAUUUUUAUUAGUUUUGAUAUCAACUGCAAUGAUCAUGUUAUUUGUGCUGGUACAGAAAAAGUUGACGAUGAUGCCUUGUUGGUAUUUUGGGACGCAAGACUUAGUUCUCAGGAUUUGUCUACUACUAAAGACCCACUUGGAGCAUAUUCAGAGACUCAUAGUGAUGAUGUCACUCAAGUGUGCUUCCAUCCCAACAAUCCCAACAUGUUAGUCUCAGGUUCAACUGAUGGCCUGGUAAAUGUAUUCGAUAUUAGUGUGGAUAAUGAAGAAGAUGCACUGAUUACAACCUGUAACUCCAUUUCAUCAGUAAGCUGUAUUGGUUGGUCUGGAAAGGAUUAUAAACAGAUUUACUGCAUGACACACGAUGAAGGAUUUUGUUGGUGGGAUCUUAAUCAUCUGAAUACUGAUGAACCAAUUACAUGUUUGAACAUCCAAGAUGUCAGAGAAGUGGUUAAUCUGAAAGAAGGUAUUUUGGACUAUUUAAUUGGUGGCCUAUAUCAUGAAAAAAUGGACAAAUUGUUUGUUGUUGGAGGAACAAACACAGGAAUUAUUCACUUAAUGAGCUGCACUACAUCAGGGUUGAGCCAUGUGACCACCCUUCACGGAGGGCAUGCUGCUACAGUCCGUUCUUUCUCUUGGAAUAUGCAGGAUGAUUCUUUGCUAACCGGAGGAGAAGAUGCACAGUUGUUACUUUGGAAACCCGGACCAAUAGAGAAGACAUUUACAAAGAAAGACAGCAUGAAAAUAGCAUCCUCUGUGUCCCAGCGAGUACGAGUUCACAGUAAUGAUUCUUACAAGAGAAGGAAGAAGCAGUGAUGUUAUGUUGGGAGUUUACUUGAGAGGUUUUAUAGUUGCAAGUAGUUAUUUUUGUGUACUACCUGUGAUAGCUAUGUUUAAAGCUCAUAUAUAAAAACAAGCCAGUUAGCAAACAGUCCUGGAGAAAUGUUGAAAAUGGUUUAAUUCAGGUCUUACAUGUAUUCUAAAAUUAUUUUUUUUAAAGCUGCCAGUUGAGUAUAUAAUCAGUGAGUUGAAAGUAAAAUUACAUUCCUCAUUUUUAAAACCCAUCUGUUGAGUUAGUAAAUGUUGGGUUUAAAGAAAUAGCUUUGAUAAGGACUUUUUAGAAGUAGAUGGCUGGUGUGACUUUAAAAAAUCAGGUGGUUUGAGAUACGUUUUUUAAGUUUAGUUUUUUUACAUUUUAAAUCAUCUUCAUUAUUUAUAAAACCAAAUCAGACUUUUCUGUAGGAGCUCCCACUUGCUUAAUACACAUAAAUUAAGUUGCAGUAUUUAAAUAUAAAUAUUCUAAUGAUUCUAAGUAGAACUAAGGAUUUU
This is a messenger RNA of Enhydra lutris kenyoni (northern sea otter), 2423 nucleotides long. Its product is annotated as WD repeat domain 89. The record is from RefSeq and is a predicted model, not a curated record. The transcript is spliced from 2 exons. NCBI's taxonomy places the organism in Eukaryota, Metazoa, Chordata, Mammalia, Carnivora, Mustelidae. The coding region runs from base 654 to 1910 and encodes 418 amino acids. Gene Ontology annotation, molecular function: protein binding.